Molecule: messenger RNA, 339 nt
Organism: Aspergillus luchuensis
Lineage: Eukaryota; Fungi; Ascomycota; Eurotiomycetes; Eurotiales; Aspergillaceae
Exons: 1
Coding region: 1-339 (112 amino acids)
Source: RefSeq, a predicted model, not a curated record
AUGAAUCGCGGAAGGAAAAGCUACUGUGGUGCCCCCCCAAAGCUGGUUCGGGAAGGUGGAAUACAGCAGCAAAACGUCAUUCCGAAGAACCCCGCCAGGUGGGGGUUUUUUGGUGAGCUUCCGAUGGAGGGAAAGACCGACAUUGGAAGCCCAUCGAAUCCACUGGGGAGCAACGAGCGAGGCACUCUGACUGAUUCGGUGUCCGCUGCUGCUCCUGCUGCUGCUGCUGCUGUUCUGUUGGGUCGCUCAUUAUUUACCCCUCGUUCUCUUCUUCCUUCUCCUCUUUCCCUCCCCAUCAUCCUCUCCAAAAUCUUGAAUUUACCCCUAGGUCCAAGGUAA